CUUCUCUCCUUCCUCCCUUUCUUUUAUAAAAGUUCAUAAACAUACAAAUGAAGAGAUCUCUAUCCCUUCCAUCCCUGAUAAAAAAUUCAAGAUUCUCUUCCUCGACAACCUUUUCCCGUUCUUCCUCACUCCUACAGACGAGGAUAGAGGUUCAGAAGAUUAACCAUUCUUUGAAUAUAGUAAACUCGGGUCUUUUGCAAAUUCAAUCUCAAUCUCAACUUCAAUCUCGACUCACAAACAAAUCCUUCACAGCUUCAUACACGCAAUCUCAAAUUCGUAGUUACACAAACACCACCCCCAAAAACCCAUCAAAAAUGUCCACCUCCCAACCCCAAGCACCCCCCUCCUUCAAAAAAGGAAACACAGCACUGAUCACAGGCGGCGCCUCUGGGAUCGGUCUCAGUCUCGCGGAAACAUGUCUCAAAUAUGGUAUGAAUGUUAUAGUAGUAGAUAAUAAUGGGGAUGAGUUGGGGAAGGCACAAAUGUAUUUGUCGGGGUUGAUUACGGGUGAGGGGGAAGGGGAACAACAGGUUGUGGGGUUGAAUGUGGAUGUGGGGAAUUUGGAGGAGUGGGAUGCGGUGAAGGAGACGGUGGAGGGGGAGUUUGAUGGUGGGUUUUGAUUUUGUUUAUUUUCUUUUCUUUUCUUUUCUUUUGGAAGGGGUGCGGGGUUUUGCGGUUUGGAGUGAGCGGGGAUGGGGAUGGGGAUGGGGACGGGGAUGUUGGUGUUGGUUGUAGUGAUAUCGGUAUGGUAUUACUAAUUGAGCAGCAAGAGAAGAGAGAAGAAAAAACCAAAUCACACACCCACUAACAUCCCCCCAGGAAAACUCCACCUCCUCGCCCUCAACGCUGGCAUGUCCCAACGCGGCACAAUCGGCACCCCCACCUCGCCAGCCUACUUCCAGAAAAUCCUAUCCGUAAACCUCUUCGGUGUUCUAAACGGCCUAAACACUCUCCUCCCCUUCAUAACAUCCCACUCCUCCCCCUCCUCUAUAAUCAUUACAGGAAGUAAACAAGGAAUUACCAAUCCCCCAGGAAAUCCCGCAUAUAAUAUGUCCAAAUCCGCCGUCAAAACACUCGCGGAGCAUUUAUCCUGGGAUUUGAGAGAGAAAAAGGAGAAAUUUGUACACCUUUUGAUUCCGGGGUGGGCGUAUACGGGAUUAGCGGGUAGUGGGUCUGCGUUUGUUGUUAAGGAGAAUGGAGGGGAGACAGAGGUUCAGAGAGCGGGAUUGGAAAAUAAACCAAAGGGUGCUUGGUCUGGUGAUCAGGUUGUGGAGUAUUUACUGGGGAAAAUGAAUGAGGAUGUUUUUUAUGUGGUUUGUCCGGAUGGGGAGGUCACGGAGGAAAUGGAUCGGAAGAGGAUAGCCUGGGGUGCGGGGGAUUUGGUUCAUGGGAGACAGCCGUUGAGUAGGUGGAGGGAGGAGUAUAAGGGGGAGUUUGAGGAGUUUAUGAAGAGGGAUUUGUAGGGAUUUGUAGGGAUGGGCUUGGAGAAGGGGUGGUUGAGAUGGUGGAUAGAUAGUAGCCAGAAGAUUAUAAGGCCAAUUUUGAAGAAUUGUUACUACCCUC
Sclerotinia trifoliorum is the source of this 1563-nucleotide messenger RNA. Lineage: Eukaryota; Fungi; Ascomycota; Leotiomycetes; Helotiales; Sclerotiniaceae. The record is from the annotation of a GenBank genome assembly.